Molecule: messenger RNA, 1908 nt
Organism: Tarenaya hassleriana
Lineage: Eukaryota; Viridiplantae; Streptophyta; Magnoliopsida; Brassicales; Cleomaceae
Product: cyclin-D5-1
Exons: 5
Coding region: 302-1357 (351 amino acids)
Biological process (GO): mitotic cell cycle phase transition; regulation of cyclin-dependent protein serine/threonine kinase activity
Cellular component (GO): cytoplasm; cyclin-dependent protein kinase holoenzyme complex; nucleus
Molecular function (GO): cyclin-dependent protein serine/threonine kinase regulator activity
Source: RefSeq, a predicted model, not a curated record
CUCUCUCCCCACUUAUGUUUGGCGGCACCAGAACAGGGAGACGCACACAGUCUCUCUCUCUCUCUCUCUCUCUCUCUCCCCUCCGGAUUUUGCUCCGUUUGAUUCUUGUACUCGGUUUCGCUAGAUUUCAUCGGUCUAAUCAUCUAAGGAAAUUGAGAAAACGAAGAUUUUGCUGCUAAUUCACUGCGAAUACAGUCAAUACCCAUGUCCCCAAUUUCCCCUUUUUAUCCUCCGAUUUUCUAGAUGUGUACGGAACAUCGGAGAUCACUGUCGUCUUCGUUUUCGUCGUGGUGGUUGUCAGAUGGGUGACAGCGGCGGUGCAGGUAGUGGCAGUUUCGCUCUCUCCAGUCUCCUCCUCUGUCAUGAAACAGAGUCUUGCCUGAACGAGGAAGAACUCCACGAUGACGAAGAUCACGAGACCAACGUCCAAGCUUGGAGAUCGGCGCACGACCCGUGUUUUGUCUCUGUGGGAGAUGACGAGGAAGAGUAUUUGUCGGAGCUGGUUCGGAGAGAGACCCAUCGAGUCGGAUCCGUACCCGAUGAACCGGCGUCGUCUUUUGCUGGCUGUACGGUCCCUGGCUCUGUUUGGUUCAGAUGGGCCAGAUUGGACGCCAUCGAUUGGAUAAUCCAUACGGGAGCAAAAUUUGGGUUCGAACAUCAAACAGUGUAUGUGGGAAUUUCCUAUUUCGAUCUGUUCCUUUCGAGAAGAUCCAUUGAUGAGGGAAAAACUUGGGCGAUUCGGUUGUUAUCUGUUGCUUGUUUAUCAUUAGCGUCGAAAAUGGAGGAAUGCAGGGUUCCGGGUUUAUCAGAAUUCCCAUCGGAAGAUUACGUAUUUGAAGCCAAAGUGAUUCAGAGAAUGGAAUUCUUAGUACUCACAACGUUGGAUUGGAGGAUGAACUUGGUCACUCCUUUCACUUACUUGCAUUACUUCGUUUUCAAGUUCAUAAAAAAUGAACCUUUCGCAAAUGGGUUGUCGUCAAGAAUCUCCGAAUCUCUUCUCGAGAUGACAAAGGUAGAGAUCAGGCUGAAGGAUCAUCGACCGUGGGUUGUCUCUGCUGCUGCAGUCUUAGCUUCAUCAUUUUCUAAAUCAACGAGAGAAGAUUUUGGGACGAAGCUUAGCUCGCUACCGUGGUGGAUAUCCAGUGAGAAUGAGAAUGUGUAUUCGUGUUAUCGGAUAAUGCAGGAGAUGGAAGAGAGCAGACAGAGGACACCGGAAUCAGCCAUUUCCCGGGAAAAACAGUUGGUGAAUCCGAUCGGUGAGGACUCUUGUUUGGAAUCAGGAUCCGUCUCUAAACGCCGCCUCUCGUUCGAUGGUUCCGAUGAUUUCUCUCCGGCCAAGAAAGUGCGUCGGUCUUAGGAUGUUCUUGUUGAUCUUGGAUUGAUUGAUUCUGUUUUGGUUUUAUCCCAAAGUCAAUUGGUUAUAGCGAAGUCGAAUACCAUAUGGUUAUUAUAUUUCAUUUCAUUUUUUUUUUCAAGUCAAUUGGUUGGUGGUGUGAGCGUCUUUACUCAGCACAGCAGUGUCAUGGCAUUGACGAUCAUGGGGGCUAAACCGCAACCAUCAAAACUAUAGGGUCUUUUCUGGGAUAGCUGAAGAAAUAUUGGGGGGUUCGCAGAAAGGAAGCUAAAAGUAAAUAUAUGAGGGAGAAGAGUCUUAUUAGGCAAUGGUUGUGGUCAUUUGUUGUUCUCUUUGUGCUCCUAUUUGCCUACAAAUAUCAACCCCUUCUUCUUCUUCUUCUUCUUUUCCCUCUUUUAUUAAUUUUUCUUUAUCCAACUUUUUUCUAUUUUCAAUAUGUUUGAUUUUUAUUUAAAUGUGGUGGGAAACACAGGAUUUUGUAUGAAAGUCCAUCACUUUCCCAUCCCUUGGAACUUCUGAAACUUCUGAUUGGUGGAUAUGCUUUGUCCUGUGUC